Molecule: messenger RNA, 2512 nt
Organism: Manis javanica (Malayan pangolin)
Lineage: Eukaryota; Metazoa; Chordata; Mammalia; Pholidota; Manidae
Gene: SH3YL1
Product: SH3 and SYLF domain containing 1
Biological process (GO): regulation of ruffle assembly
Cellular component (GO): ruffle membrane
Molecular function (GO): protein binding; phosphatidylinositol binding
Source: RefSeq, a predicted model, not a curated record
GGGGCCGGGUGUGCGGGGCGGAGGCACCUGGGGGCCCCGCGAGGGCGCUGUCACUUGGAGCGGAGCCCUGCUCGCACGGCCCUCCCGGGGCUGCCGGAGAACCGGGAGCGCGUGGUGGGGCUGUGACGCCGCGGCGCGCUGACCGAGGGGCCGGCCUGAACGCGCCCUGCUCGGCUUCAGGUGGAAGCCCCCCUGGCAGGGGCCGCGUGGCCGGGAGGCUAGGCCGCGAUCUGGGCGCGGGGUCCGCACGGGAUCGGGCAUCCCGCGCCGGGCCGGAACCUCCGCACAGAACGGCCUGACCCUGAAAAGAUGGGGCCCCUCUGGGGGCUCGCGCUUGAGCUUAGGCCUUUCCUCGCCGCCCCAACAAGGGCUGCGCAGCUUUUGUCCCGCGAAGAAGUUUAAAAAGAGGCUAUGACCUCCCCUAACAGCAGGAUGUUUGCAGUAGCAACUCUCAGCUGUGGAAUUUGCUUAUUUGUCUGGCGUAAUUCUCCUUGGUUGAUGGAGUUCAAAGUAGAAAGUCUCUUGGGGGGCAUUGUGCUAUCAGCUUGUACCUGGCUUCCCUCUGAGCCUCCUCAGGGAGGUGCUACGGUCUGAGUGAGAGGCAGGAAAACUAUGACGGUUUCUUCUAAAUCCAUUGGGGGGUCUGUCAGUUCCUUGGAGAAGUUACCCCACGUUCAAGAUGGAGCAGAGAAACCGACACGGCAUGAGGAUAGGCACUGUGCGCCCAGCUGGCACAGAGUGAAUAACCCUAUACCUUCCAAUUUGAAAUCAGAAGCAAAAAAGGCUGCUAAAAUUCUGAGAGAAUUCACAGAAAUUACUUCCAGAAACGGACCUGAUAAGAUCAUUCCUGCCCACGUGAUUGCUAAAGCCCAGGGCCUUGCAGUCCUGUCUGUGAUAAAAGCCGGGUUUCUGGUGACUGCCAGAGGAGGCAGUGGGAUCGUGCUGGCGCGGCUUCCAGAUGGAAGAUGGUCUGCACCUUCAGCCAUCGGCAUAGCUGGGCUUGGUGGAGGUUUUGAAAUAGGUAUUGAGGUAUCGGAUUUGGUAAUAAUUUUGAAUUAUGACAGAGCAGUAGAAGCUUUUGCCAAAGGUGGUAACCUGACACUUGGAGGGAAUUUUACUGUGGCAGUUGGACCCUUGGGAAGGAAUCUAGAAGGAAACGUCGCGCUGAGAAGCUCUGCUGCCGCCUUUACGUACUGCAAGUCAAGAGGCCUCUUCGCUGGCAUCUCUUUAGAGGGCAGCUGUUUGAUUGAAAGGAAAGAAGCUAAUCGGAAAUUUUACUGCCAAGAUAUUCGAGCUUAUGACAUUUUAUUUGGAGACAUACCACGGCCUGCUCAAGCAGAAGAUCUUUAUGAAAUUCUUGAUUCCUUUACUGAAAAGUAUGAAAGUGAAGCACAGCGAAUCAAUGCAAGAAAAGCAGCUCGGGAACAGAAGAAGGCUUCUGCUAAAGAUUCACCUCCAAACCCACUGAGACCACAGCAGCCAUCUGCACAAGUCCAGCGGAGCUCUGCCUUUCAGAGUAACAGAAAUAAAUUUAAGCUCUAUCCUGAACUUUUCAGCUAUCAUGAGAGCGUUGGCAGUUUGAAUCUACCCAUAGAAGUGACAGCACUGUACUCUUUCGAAGGACAACAGCCGGGAGAUCUGAAUUUUCAAGCUGGAGACAGAAUCUUAGUUAUAUCAAAAACAGAUUCAGAUUUUGAUUGGUGGGAAGGAAAGCUUCGAGGUCAAACUGGCAUUUUUCCAGCCAACUAUGUUACCAUGAAUUAAAGUUAAUAUUAUGUUCUUUGAGAAUUACAGAAAAAAUUAUUUCUACACUGACAGGAUUUCCUAUCCAGUUAAGCAGUGUUUAAGUUUUAAAAUACUUGUUUAUUCCAUAAACUCUUGUCCAGAAUGCAAGAUUUUGUUUUUCUCUCUUCAUAUUAAAUGGGUACCUUAUAUAUGUUUAAAUGCUUUUACUAAUUUUAUCACAUACACUUUUUAAUAGUUAAUAUCUCCCCAUUUAUGUGGUCUUUCUAUUAUCACUCAAUAUUUGAUUUGGGUGUAUAAAUGGCAACUGUGUAUUUUAACUGGAGAAUCUUAAGGGUUACAGCAUGAAUCCAAUUCAUACACUAUUUGCAAAGUGACUAGAGAAGGAGGAUAAUAAUCCUUAAAAGUUACCUUCAUACCUUCAAAAAUUGCAUGUAUACACUUAUUGUAGAAACAUGCUAUUAGAAAAAAGUUCAACUACAAUGCAUUUUAAAAAGAUGACCUCUGUUAACUUUUCUUCUUUAUAAGGUUAUGUUUGCUCAUUUCUAGCAAUGGAAUCAACUUUUGUUGACAUGGUUCAGUUGUCCCUAAAUAAAUGUUCUUAAAUGCUAAGUUAAUGUUUUGAUUUUGUUUUUCUCAGUUUCUUUUUGUAACGUAAGCAGAGGUCUUCUGACUGGUCUGCAGGUUAAAACCCACCUUUCUGCCUGGGAUUCUUAGCUUUAAUUUCUUUUUCAGUUUUAUUGACAAAUAAAAUGGUAAAAUAUUUAAA